AUGGCAACACGGAAGAAUCAAAUCGGGAAAGAGCCGAUCUCAUCACGGGUUUAUUGUGAUGACGAUGAUGAUAGUGAUACUAGUGAUACUGAAGAUACUAGAAAGCGUAAGGUUCGUGCACGUUAUCUGACCAUGAGUCGUCGGAAGAAAAAAGAGGAAAAAGAGAAAAAGAAGCGAAUGAAAAUGACUCAGGUCAAUAUGGGUGGUGUACCGUUUCAGACUCGGUCUAGUCAGCCGAUUUAUGUACCCGAGUAUUCUCAGGACGACCUGGAAGAGGAGGAUGAGGAUGAGGAGGAUGAGGAGAAUGAGUUUGAUGAGGAUGAUGUGCAGGACAGUGUUAGGAUGGGUGCGCAUCAUAGAGAUACGCCUAUGUACAAUCUUAGUAAUUACCCUCCUCCCCGAUACUCCAGUUGUCCCCGGCCUGGUCCUGGCGGUUUACCCUCUCCCCCUACCCCUAUCCCUUCUCCUAUGAGUGUCGGCCUCGUCCCUCCCGCCCCGCUCAGGCAUCUCCCUCCUACAUUGAUCCCGGAGGGCGAGUUACCCGUGGGGAUUAGGGAGCGUCUCGACCGUUUCACCGAGUUAGAGGUAAAGUGGGAGCCAUUUGGACCUGGCCAACAAGGAAUAGUUCCGAGGACUAUCUACAGUGGGUGGAUAAUGUAUAGGAACUUGCAGGAGCCAUACAUGCCGGACAGAUGUAUACGUCAGAUUGGCUACGUACAGAGUAUUCCUCGUUCGCCCAUGUCCCCUGAUGAUGCAUUCCGAGAACCCAGGACUACCCAAUACUUUGUAGAGCAUUCUGCUGUUGACACACUCAGUACUUGGAGGAGAUUCCCGGAGUCAGCACACCUGUCUCCUGAUUGCAAUCUGUCAUGA
Messenger RNA from Oldenlandia corymbosa var. corymbosa, 873 nucleotides. Lineage: Eukaryota; Viridiplantae; Streptophyta; Magnoliopsida; Gentianales; Rubiaceae. The record is from the annotation of a GenBank genome assembly.